AUGGCCAAACAGUUGUCGAUGGUCUCGCGAAGCGGCUCGGACAACCAACGCUACGGAUCAAAAGGCGAGAGAUUGGUUGCCGGUAUUGUCCCUUUGUCCUCAGACAAAAGCAGAGUACUUCUCAUUCAGUCCACCCGACGGAGUGGUUGGGUUCUACCAAAAGGCGGAUGGGAACUUGAUGAACCUACAGCAUCAGCAGCUGCUUGUCGGGAAGCUUGGGAAGAAGCUGGGAUCCUUUGCAAGGUUGAAAGAGACCUGGGCCACAUCCUGGAUACGAGACCCACCGGGGCACUGUCCAAGAACGCACCAAAAGCCAGUUAUCACUUUUUCGAAGCGACGGUUACCGAAGAACGAUCAGAAUGGCCAGAGAAACACAAGAGGACUAGACAAUGGUAUGCCUAUUCACAGGCAGUCCAGCUCCUGCACUCAAGGCCUGAGCUGCUGGAAGCCCUCAGGAGAAGUUCGGUCAAAAAGUGA
Exophiala aquamarina CBS 119918 is the source of this 477-nucleotide messenger RNA. RefSeq lists its product as uncharacterized. The transcript has 2 exons. Gene Ontology annotation, molecular function: bis(5'-adenosyl)-hexaphosphatase activity; bis(5'-adenosyl)-pentaphosphatase activity; diphosphoinositol-polyphosphate diphosphatase activity. Bases 1 to 477 code for a protein of 158 amino acids. Gene Ontology annotation, biological process: diadenosine hexaphosphate catabolic process; diadenosine pentaphosphate catabolic process; adenosine 5'-(hexahydrogen pentaphosphate) catabolic process. Gene Ontology annotation, cellular component: cytoplasm; nucleus. The record is from RefSeq and is a predicted model, not a curated record. Lineage: Eukaryota; Fungi; Ascomycota; Eurotiomycetes; Chaetothyriales; Herpotrichiellaceae.